Nasonia vitripennis (jewel wasp) is the source of this 2213-nucleotide messenger RNA. Its product is annotated as protein escargot-like. The transcript has 2 exons. Gene Ontology annotation, biological process: regulation of DNA-templated transcription. Gene Ontology annotation, molecular function: RNA polymerase II cis-regulatory region sequence-specific DNA binding; DNA-binding transcription factor activity, RNA polymerase II-specific. The record is from RefSeq and is a predicted model, not a curated record. Lineage: Eukaryota; Metazoa; Arthropoda; Insecta; Hymenoptera; Pteromalidae. The coding region runs from base 362 to 1849 and encodes 495 amino acids.
CCUCCAGCUCAGAGACCGGCUAGCCGCCGUACGAGACACACAGCUCAGUUCAGCGCCUCGCUCGCUCCUCCACGCUCUAUACUUGCGCCCACAGCUCGAAAAGAGACUUUGAAAAUUUUCGCGUGUGACGUUAGCACCUACUGCUCCUGCUACUACGACUACGACUCGAGCAGCCCCAUGGAAGUGAAUUUUGUGUAAAGUGAUCGAUCCGUCGUACAUGUCCUGCACGCCGUUCGUGUUCUGUGAAAGAAGAUCACGCGCAGUCACGUUGGAUCCGCCGACGAGACUAGAGCUCCUGUGAAGCCACCAGGAGUGCAGCCACUUUGCCUUCUUUCGCCCGACGUCGAAAGCAGCCGGCAACAUGCUCGUUGACGAGAUGCCCCGCAGCUUCAUCAAGAAGAACAACAGCUACAGCCACUGCCCGCUGAAAAAGCGGCCGGUGAAUGUAGAGCUCGCCGAGGACGUGCCGAAAACCGAGAUCAAAGAAGAAAUGAUCGAGGUUGUCGACGAUGUCUCCGAGCCGGAGAACUUGAGCACCAAGCCCGAGGACCUCAGCCGCUCGGCGCCCAAGCGAUCGCGCUCGCCGUCGCCGAUCGCCGUCAGCUCGCCCGUCCACUACCCCGUGCUCAAGCGGUCGCCGUCGCCGAUCUGCGCCAGCACGAGGUCUCCCUCGCCAGUGGCCCAGCACCCGAUAGCGCACAUCCCCAGCUACCAGCCGCAGCAGCACCACUACCCGACCAAGGCGAUGACUCCGCCGGCUGCCAUCGCGCCCGUCCACCCCGUCGCCAAGAAGGCCCGCGUCGAGGUCCUGCAGCACGACAACGCCUCUGCCUCGGCCGCUAUCGGCUCGCCCAUGCACUUCAUGGCCGCGAGCAAGUCGCCGCUCGAGCCUCUUAACCUCAACAGCCCGGUCGAGCCCCUGGCGCACUACGCCAGCCCGGCCUGGGCGAGGGCCGCCCACGCGGCGCCGCUCUACCCGCCGCACUACUUGCCCUACCCGGCGGCCUACCGCUACCACCACGCGGCCGCCGAGCUCUACCCGGCGUACCCGGUUGCGGCGUACCCGCACUCCUCGCCGGAACACCAGUCCGUGUCGCCGUCGCCGCCGCACGCGGCCCUCACCUGCCAGAGCAUCCAGCGGCCGCUGGCCAGGAGCUACGCCAGCCACUGGUCCAGCCCCGACCACUGCGGCCUCUCGCCCACCAGCUCGCUCGGCAGCUCGGCCAUGCGCUCGCCGCCGCCAGUCACCCCCGAGGACCUCUCCUCGCCCGGCAGCGACAGCGGCCGCUCGUCCGCGGGCAGCACCAGCGCGCCCGGCUCCAUGAUCGUCAAGCUCGACAAGAGCCCCGGCGCCAGCUCGUCCUCCUCCUCGAACGGCUCGUCCUCGCCGCGCUACCAGUGCCCCGACUGCGCCAAGUCCUACUCGACCUACUCCGGCCUGUCGAAGCACCAGCAGUUCCACUGCGCCGCCGCCGAGGGCCAGACCAAAAAGACCUUCACCUGCAAGUACUGCGAGAAGGUCUACCUGACCCUGGGCGCGCUCAAGAUGCACAUCAGGACGCACACACUGCCGUGCAAGUGCCACCUCUGCGGCAAGGCCUUCUCCAGACCGUGGCUGCUGCAGGGGCACAUCAGGACGCACACCGGCGAGAAGCCCUUCAGCUGCCAGCACUGCAACCGCGCGUUUGCCGACAGGAGCAACCUGCGCGCCCACCUCCAGACGCACAGCGACGUCAAGAAGUACUCGUGCUCCUCCUGCAGCAAGACCUUCAGCAGGAUGUCGCUGCUGACCAAGCACCAGGAGGGCGGUUGCCCUGGGGUUGCCGUGCCCAUCCCUUACGGCUGCUGACCUGCCGCUGUGUGACCGUUCGAGUGUGACAAAAACGGACGCUUCGAGCAGAUUGACAUGUGCCUUACGCGAUCAAGUACAAACGACCGGGAGAGAGCUCGCGCGCACUCGCCCUGUAAAUAGCCGCGAGAGAUAUUUUUUGUACUUAUAUAUUUGCGGUGCGCGUCGAUCGAGUCUCCGCGAGUGCGAGAGAAGAGUUUUAUAUCCGACACUAUUACCCGCGAGCCUCGCGCGGUUCUACCGUGAAACUGCCGUGCCAUGUACAACCGUUUCCUUUUUUCCGCUCUUGCUCGAAAAUUCGAUUCUUUCCUCUACAUUUCUUUCCUACCUUCUAGUAAUUUAUGCUUUAGUUUGUAAAACAGAG